AUGUGGGACUAUGAGCCAACUCCCAAGGAGGCUGAGAAGGACUUCUAUGAGGGUGCCCAGGGUGACGGCAAGCCGACAUGGAAGAGCUAUUUCAAGGGCAAAUGGAAGAGCACCAAGGCGUCCACCUACAAGGCCUUCCACACGCAUGACAAGGAGGGCCGUCGAUUGAAGCCGAAGGCCAUGUUUUGUUCCAAGUACGCAGCUGCUGUGUGGUCCUCGGCCAUCGGCAACCCCACGGCGGAUCCCGACGCCGCGGUCCGCGCGGCGGAUCUGCGGAAGAUGAUGCCCUUCAACCCAGGUGCAUGUUCUCCAUGGACUCUGGUGCGCUGGAUUGUGAGCAAGUCAGGACGAAAAGCCUGGAAGAGUUGCAUCGCAGAACCGGGCAUGGGGAAUUGGAACCCCUGUGAACAAACUGAACGAGUUGAGUUGCUUCGACCCGGUCGCGAAAGGUCCUGA
Molecule: messenger RNA, 456 nt
Organism: Durusdinium trenchii
Lineage: Eukaryota; Dinophyceae; Suessiales; Symbiodiniaceae
Source: the annotation of a GenBank genome assembly